CCCCCCCAUGGCAGCAUACCACGCACUCGCAGCAAUGGCCAACAACCCCCCCGCAUCCUCCAUCUCCAUCCGGGGCGCCGCAGCAGCACCCGCCCGCGUGGUCGCCAAUGCCCUCCGCGGCGCCGGCAUCUCCGCCAGGUCGCAGGGCAUGGACGUCGACGGCGGCGGGGCUCGGGGCGGAGACAGGCCGCGGGGCAUCGAGAGGAGAAAGAGGUCCUCCGGCCCCCUAGACCAGACCGGCCGGCAUCGACCGCCACAAGGCGGGCCACCUGUCGACAGACCAUACGGCAGGUCCGCCCCUCUUCGCGGCACAGCCAGAAGAGGCGCACGCGGCGGUCUCUCCAACCCAGGCCGCGCACCGUCCGGCACUCCCCCAGGCAUCUCCGCCCUCCGACAAGCACCUUCAAAAGCCGAAAAGGACCACGCGAAAUCGGAACUGUCAAGAAAGCUGUCGAGUGCAGAGAUGAAAGCGUGGCUGGAAAACCGCAUGAUUGCCCCCGGUGUACUUGACAUGUCGAACCUGCCAAACGACGAGUGGAUCAAGUCGAACGGAAUCUUCCCACCGGGACAUCCCCAUGCGCCCCCCACCGCCGGUCUAGUGUUCUGGAGACUUAUCGACCAGACAUUCCAAAAGACCGACAAGAUUACAAUACACACCCUCUCCCUUGCCAACAACAACUUUUCCCACCUCAAACAGCUCGAAAAACUACCCAUCUGGCUGCCCGACAUCCGCGCUCUAGACUUGAGCGGUAAUCCCAUCAACCAUAUCUCCGAGCUCGAUAAUAUCUUGGCGUCAGGCGAGAAAAAGGGGAAAGCGAAUGCAGGCAUGGGCAGCUUGAAGAGUCUUGUGGAGCUUAAAUUGAAUGACUGUCUUUUCAGGGAAAAGACACUGGCAAGACCGGACGGAGAAGCUGUUUACAAGCAUGAGAUUCUCCGACGAUUCCCAGGUCUAAGGAUCCUCGACGGCGUCAGCCUCGAACGCGUCAUCUUCCCUAUCGAGCGGAAACCCAAGGUGAAGCAUACGGAAGAAGAAAAAGCGGCUCUUAUCGCGAGACCGUUUUCCUUUCCCGUCGAGGUCAGACCCGACUUUUUCUCUGAAGAAGCGGCGAGGAAUUUCGCCAUGGCUUUCUGUGCAAAGUUCUUCCCCUGCUUUGACAACAACCGCACCGAAUGUCUCCCCGCGUACGCACCCAACGCCCUCAUCUCCAUCGCCGCCAACACCCUCACCUCCCGUUCUGCCCAACAGCAAGUCGUCCUCAAAUCCCGGCUCGACCGCCCGAACCCGGUCCCCUUUGAACCGUGGAUCAACCUGCCCUCACGCAACUUUUUCCGUAACGCCACCUCUAUCCACCAACGCAUGGAGACCCUCAAAACAGCGGCUGACCCGGCGCAGUUGGCCGAAUGGUGGGAAAAGGCGGUGCCGAGGACGGAACAUCCGUUGACAGAGGCCAGCAAGUGGUGUUUCGAGUGCUGGGUGCUGGAUAGUGAGCGGGGGCAUGUCAGGCUGUGUCUCAUGAUACAGGGACAGUUUAGAGAGUUGCCGUCCGGCACGUAUCGGUCCUUCUCCAGGACAUUUAUCUUGGUGGAAGCUCCCGAGGGGUCUCCGGCAUUCAACGCUGGAUACCCAGCAAGUAUCCUGUCAGACACCAUGAUCGUGCAUUCCUUUUUCGGUACCGGCGCAUUCGACACAACCCGGCCGCUGGGUAUGAACGGCGUCACCAUCCAGCCGCCUUCUAUCCCAUUCACCCCUUCUGCCGUCCCUGCCCAAGCUGCUUCCGGUCUUGGUAGUGGCGUCAAUCCAUCAUUAUCCUCUAUCAGUCCAGGUGCCGGUGCCGGUGUCGGUCCCGGCGCCUCGCCAAACGGAUCAUCAUCAUCAGCCGCCGCCGCGCCAGACCCCACAACCCAACAAUCACUCAUCUCCCAAAUCUCCUCAAGGACGGGGAUGAACGCCCAAUACGCGGGCAUGUGUUUGGUGCAGAAUGGAUGGGAUCCAGAAGCGGCGAUCAAGAAUUUUGAAGAGAUCAAAUCGUCGAUUCCGGCCGAGGCGUUUCAGUAAAACGUUUCGGGCGUG
This is a messenger RNA of Cryptococcus deneoformans JEC21, 2071 nucleotides long. RefSeq lists its product as hypothetical. Gene Ontology annotation, molecular function: protein binding; RNA binding. The transcript is spliced from 6 exons. The record is from RefSeq and is a predicted model, not a curated record. Gene Ontology annotation, biological process: poly(A)+ mRNA export from nucleus. Gene Ontology annotation, cellular component: nucleus. Lineage: Eukaryota; Fungi; Basidiomycota; Tremellomycetes; Tremellales; Cryptococcaceae. Bases 8 to 2056 code for a protein of 682 amino acids.